This is a messenger RNA of Dipodomys spectabilis (banner-tailed kangaroo rat), 1065 nucleotides long. RefSeq names its product stathmin 1 (gene Stmn1). Gene Ontology annotation, biological process: microtubule depolymerization; regulation of microtubule polymerization or depolymerization; neuron projection development. Bases 172 to 621 code for a protein of 149 amino acids. The transcript has 5 exons. Gene Ontology annotation, molecular function: tubulin binding. NCBI's taxonomy places the organism in Eukaryota, Metazoa, Chordata, Mammalia, Rodentia, Heteromyidae. Gene Ontology annotation, cellular component: cytoplasm; neuron projection. The record is from RefSeq and is a predicted model, not a curated record.
CAGCCAAUGGGGGGGCUCCGUGGGCAGGUCACGUGCCCCUGUUUGGCGCUUUUGUGCGCGGCCAGGUCUGUUGGUGCUCAGAGUGUGGCCAGGCGGCUCGGACGGAGCAGGGCUUUCUUUACCAGUGGAUUUGUGUAGAAUACACUGCCAGUCUCUUGUCUUCUAUUCACCAUGGCUUCUUCUGAUAUUCAGGUGAAGGAACUGGAGAAGCGAGCCUCAGGCCAGGCUUUUGAGCUGAUUCUCAGCCCUCGGUCAAAAGAAUCUGUCCCUGAUUUCCCCCUUUCCCCUCCAAAGAAGAAGGAUCUUUCCCUGGAGGAAAUUCAGAAGAAAUUGGAAGCUGCAGAAGAAAGACGCAAGUCCCACGAAGCUGAGGUCUUAAAGCAGCUUGCUGAGAAACGAGAGCAUGAGAAAGAAGUGCUUCAGAAAGCAAUAGAAGAGAACAACAAUUUCAGCAAAAUGGCGGAGGAGAAACUGACCCACAAGAUGGAAGCUAACAAAGAAAACCGAGAGGCACAAAUGGCUGCCAAAUUGGAGCGUUUGCGAGAGAAGGAUAAGCACGUGGAAGAGGUGCGGAAGAACAAAGAGUCCAAAGAUCCUGCUGAUGAGACUGAAGCUGACUAAUUUUCUUCUGAGAACUGACUUUCUCCCCUUCCCCUUCCUAAAUAUCCAAAGACUGUACUGGCCAGUGUCAUUUUAUUUUUUUUCCCUCCUGACAAAUAUUCUAGAAGCUGAUGUAGGACUGUAUAGGUAGAUCAGACUGUAAGAUGACGUUGUUUUAGGGGCUAAAGGGGAGAAACUAAAAGUGUUUUACUCUUUUUCUAAAGUGUUGGUCUUUUUAAUGUAGCUAUUUUUCUUGUUGCAUCUUUUCUACUUCAGUACCCUUGGUGUACUGGGUUAAUGGCUAGUACUGUAUUGGCUCUGUGAAAACAUUUGUGAAAAGAGUAUGUAGUGGCUUCUUUUAAAGUGUUAGAUGCUGAAUAUCUGUUCACUUUUCAAUCCCAAUCCUGUCCCGAUUUUACCAGAUGCUACUGUACUUGAAUGGUUAAUAAACUGCACAGUGCUGUU